AUUUAAAUGUAUUACAACAGCCACAACGUCAGCAAGAAUUAAAUGAUUUUAUCAGCAAAUGUAAAGACAUUGAUGAAAUGAUUGGGCCAAUUACACCGACAAGCCCAAACUAUUUUCAAGCACUACGUAAAUUUAAAUUUGAAAAUGUUCGUGAAAAAUUUGAACAACAGCAACAAGAUAAUAAUAACAGUAGCAAUGGUAACGGCAAAACUGUUUCAAUUGAUGCAUCACAUGUCCGAGUACAUUGUCCUAACAAGCCAAUGCAUUCGACUGUCGAAUUUCUCACUGAAGAAAUCGAUUCGUCGGUUGUACGAAUUCGUGAAAACAAAGCAUUAUCAGGUCAUUUGUCCAAAGUGUUUGAUGAUGUUGAAAAGAAUUAUACACGAAAACAGUCAACAAUAUCUGCCAAUCAUAGCCAUAAUAAUGAUAAUAUCAAUGAUUCUAUCGAACAAUUCUAUUCGUCUUCGAUCAAUGGAAAUCAUCAGCAUCAGCAAUCAUCAUCACUUGAAGAUUGUACAUUUCAAUUAUAUAAAUUUAACAUCGAAACAAAUGAAUGUGAAUAUGGAAAUUAUAUUGAUCUGGAGAUGAAUAUCGAUGAACAAAAUGAAGAAUUGGAUGGCUUCUUAUCAAGUCGCAAGAAUGCGGUCAUUUUACGAACCAAACUAUCGGUACGCGUUCAUGCUAUUAUUGAAAAACUUUUAAACUCUUCAGGAAAAGAAUUACGUCGUGCAUUGUUCUCUUUAAAGCAGAUAUUUCAGUAUGACAAAGAUCUAGUACACGAAUUUGUCCGUAAUGAUGGUCUAGCUUGUUUAAUCAAAGUUGGAUCCGAAGCCGAUCAAAACUAUCAAAACUAUAUACUCAGAGCACUUGGCCAACUAAUGCUUUAUGUUGAUGGUAUGAAUGGUGUAAUCGAACAUCCGGAAACCAUACAAUGGCUUUAUUCGUUGAUCUCUUCAGAAUAUCGAUUGGUGGUUAAAACCGCAUUUAAAUUAUUAUUAGUCUUUGUGGAGUAUGUCGAUAGUAAUUGUCUGAUAUUGAUCAAUAGCAUCCAUCAAAUUGACAGCGAAAGAGGUGUUAAGCCAUGGAACAAUAUAAUGAGCAUUUUGAACGAAAAAGAUUCGGCCGAUAUCGAACUAUUAAUCUUUUCAAUGACAUUAAUCAACAAAACAUUGAAUGGCCUACCGGAUCAAGAUACUUAUUACGAUGUUUGUGAUGCAUUGGAAGAACAAGGAAUCGAACGAAUCAUUCAGCAUUACAUGUCAAAACAUGGUACAGAUCGUGAUUUGUUGCAACAGUUCCGUAUUUACGAAGCCGUUCUAAGACUUGAAGACGGUGAUGAUGACGGUAAUGGUAUACCAGCCGAUUCUAGACAUAUUCCUCGAAAUAGAAAAACAAACAACAAUAACAAUGAAGACCGCCGUAAAAGUAAACGUCAUUCAAUUGACAUGGUUAAACAAUCUUUUCCUGUUAAAAAUAGCCAAAGCAAUGGAACAUCACAAUUUAUUCGAUUUAAUAACAAGUCAAUUUCAUCAUCAAAUUCAUCUUUCACCAAUAAGAAAACUUUCUAUAAUUUGCCUCCAAAUGUCAAUCCAUCCAUGGUAUCAAAUGGAUUUGAUGAAAUCAACAUCAAUCUCAAGAAAAGAGAUUUUCGUUCAAAAAGUUUAGCUCGAGAACAUGAGAUUCACAAUCAACGUUCGAGUAUUUCUUCCUGCAGUAGUGCCGAUUCAUAUGGAUCGUAUGCUAGCUACGGCAGUUAUGUUAGUAAUGAAGAUACCAAAACAGCAACUUUGAUCGAUCCGCUUAAAAAUCUAGAUUCACCUUCUAUAGAUAGUAAUGAGGAUGAUACCGAUCGUAGUUUGGAUUUGAACAGUCGAAGUUCGAAUCACACUGAAUCAUCUGAUGAAAUGUUGAAGCCUCAUGAUUUUGAUGGUUCACAAGAAUCGUUCAAUCUAUGGGAGACUACCAAAAAAUCUGUGUUGAAUCAUGGAUAUCAUCAGACAAAUGGCGAUGCAUCUUCAGGGUUAUCUCGUCAACCAAGCUUAAAGGAAAGAAAAACGUGGAUGUUAUCACUGAUGUAUGGCAAAGCCAAUGGAGAUGAUGCACCUAAAUCACCAAACUAUGUAAAGCCUCCAGCUCCGAUUCCAACUGCAUCUACUGGACUUUGGAAUGGAAAUGGAAAAUCUGAUAUAGUUUCACCUUCACCUACUGUCAUCAAUGAUCUCCUGAAUUUAAAUAAAUCAACCGAAUCAGUCAAAUGUUUGAAAGAAAAAUUUAUUCAACAGACCACACAGUCAGACAGUAAUCUCGCCCCCAAGAUAAUCCAUCCAAAAGAACAAAUAACCGAUAAAAUUACCAACAAUUUUGAACAAUGGGAGAAAAUGGUCCAUCAAAUGUCUCGUCCUCUAGUCAUUAAUGAUAUGGAUUUCACCGAUCUUGUUGACGAUGAUGACACCGAUAUCUGUAAUCCCAUUGCUAAUGUUAUUGUUCCUAAUUGUGGACCUCCACCGCCUCCUCCAAUGUUAUCAUUAAAUGGUUCGAAUCCUCCUCCGCCUCCGAUUAUGAUGAUGUCACCGCCACCACCACCACUACCAAUGUCAUCUGGAGGUUGUCUGCCACCACCACCGCCACCUCCAAGAUUCAAUGGACCCGGUUUAGGUAAUUGGUCUUCGAUUAAUAAUGGUCGUAACACAAAUACACCAUCACCACCUAUUCCCCCAGAUUCUAAAUCUUCACAAAACAAAAACAAAAAAACGAUAAAAUUAUUCUGGAAAGAAGUAAAAGAAGAUAAAUCACUUUUGAGUAGAAUAAUAAAGAAAAAGACCAUUUGGGAUGAAAUCAAAAAUGUAUCUGUUGAUACCGAGAAAUUGGAAACUCUUUUUGAAAGUCGUACCAAAGAACUAAUGAACAAGGGAUUUGAUAAAACUCAAGAUGCUAAUAAAAAAAAUGAAAUCCUUGUACUCGACACCAAACGUUCCAAUGCGAUCAAUAUUGGAAUGACUAAACUACCUCCUCCAAGAGCAAUAAAAACUGCCAUACUCAAAAUGGAUCAAUCAAUCAUGAAUAGGGAAGGCAUUGAGAAAAUUCUAACAACUAUGAUGCCUACAGAAGAGGAAAAGAAUAAAAUUAUGGAAGCUGAGAUGAAUAAUCCGGAUAUACCAUUAGGGCAAGCCGAAUCAUUUUUGAUGACACUAUCUUCAAUCACUGCUCUCGAAGCUAGACUUCGUUUGUGGGCAUUUAGAUUGGAUUAUGAACAAAUGGAACGAGAAGUAGCUGAACCAUUAAUGGAUUUGAAACAAGCAAUUCAUGAACUUGAAAAAAGUGAAACUUUUAAAAUUAUUCUUGGAACACUUAGAUCAAUCGGAAGUUUUUUAAAUGGAUCCGAUGUGAAAGGGUUUCAAAUCGAUUACCUGGCCAAAGUUCCAGAAAUCAAAGAUACCAUUCAUAAGCAUUCUUUGUUGCAUCAUUUGGUUCAAAUGAUCAUGGAAAAAUUUCCAAAUACCUCAAAUCUAUACUCGGAAUUAGGAGCUGUAUCACGUGCCUCUAAGGUCGAUUUUGAUGAUUUAGGAAAAAAUCUUCACAAAAUGGAACAAGAUUGCAAACAAUCUUGGGAACAUUUAAAAGUUAUUUCUAAAUUUGAUGGAUCAAGUCCGAUGAAGAAUAAAAUGACAGAAUUUUUAACUGAUUGUGCUCAACGUAUUAUUGUACUGGAAAUCAUUCAUCGUCGUAUAAUGAAUCGAUUUAAAAAAUUUCUCGUCUUUUUGGGAAUGCCUUCAAAUGCGAUCAAAGAGAAUAAACCAAAUCAUUUGUUGAAGAUUAUAAGCGAAUUCGCUUUGGAAUAUCGAACUACUCGAGAACGAGUUAGAGAACAAAUCGAAAAGAAAGCAAAUCAUCGUGAAAGAAAUAAAACCAGAGGCAAAAUGAUUACUGAGUUGGACAAAUUCAAAGCUAAAGAACAUGCCGAAUCUGAUUUGGAGCGAAUUCUCAAAACUGGGGGUGAGACACAAUUUGAUAAUGGUAACGUAACAAAAUGGGGAACUUUACCCGGAACAAAAUUACGACGUCCAUCUACUGGUUCGAUGACUAAUCUUGUAAUUAAUGGUAAUGGUUCUGGUCCAAGAGGAAUACAUUCAUACCGACAUAGUGUUCAUGUUGAAUCUUAUGGUGAGGCUGACGAUGAAAUACUCGAAAGCUUGGUACGAUCGACAACUCAACAACCUGUUAGAGCUCAAGAGAAAAAUCGACGAAAAGCUCGCUAUGGAGAACGGAAAUCGUUGCGACGAACACUUAGAGGAAAUCUUGAUCUAUCGGAAGAGGAACGAAUGAUGCUGUCAGCUAUUACCACAUAAUGAUUGCUUGUUUGUUAUACCAAUUCAUACAUUUGAAUCAAAUUAUUUAUUUUCAUGGAAUACUGUGAUCUCAAAAUGAUAACAGCUAAAAAAAUGGUUUUUACGCGUCCACAUUGGUCUUUAAAUCUAAUAAAUAGACACCGAAUUUAUUAUUGUAACAACUUAUAAAAAUUUUCGGACUAAAUUAUGGACUAAAUUCUAUUCUAGUCACACAACCAAUUCAAAUACGAAUCGAAACUGAUUCAAACACUCUAUUUAACCGAAACAUCAAAAUCAUUUGCCUCAAAUCAUCUCACAGAAACACACAAGAGAAUACAUUUUGUUGACAAAUUUUAAUUAUAUUUAUUCCUACAAAUAAUGUUUAGCUCUACAUUUCGCUUUUACUCUAAUUUUUAUAUAAAUUGAUAUAUAAUACAAAACAAUUAAUUAAUAUUUUCA
Messenger RNA from Dermatophagoides farinae (American house dust mite), 4784 nucleotides. RefSeq names its product Formin homology 2 domain containing (gene Fhos). Gene Ontology annotation, cellular component: cytoskeleton; cytoplasm. NCBI's taxonomy places the organism in Eukaryota, Metazoa, Arthropoda, Arachnida, Sarcoptiformes, Pyroglyphidae. Gene Ontology annotation, biological process: cortical actin cytoskeleton organization. The record is from RefSeq and is a predicted model, not a curated record. Gene Ontology annotation, molecular function: actin filament binding.